This is a messenger RNA of Pecten maximus, 5674 nucleotides long. RefSeq names its product probable nuclear hormone receptor HR3. Gene Ontology annotation, biological process: regulation of transcription by RNA polymerase II. The coding region runs from base 588 to 2402 and encodes 604 amino acids. NCBI's taxonomy places the organism in Eukaryota, Metazoa, Mollusca, Bivalvia, Pectinida, Pectinidae. Gene Ontology annotation, cellular component: nucleus. The record is from RefSeq and is a predicted model, not a curated record. The transcript has 10 exons. Gene Ontology annotation, molecular function: nuclear receptor activity; RNA polymerase II cis-regulatory region sequence-specific DNA binding; zinc ion binding.
ACAUUCAGAAUAUGUGAAGUUUUUUUGUCCAGGCUAUUAAUGCUUCUGCCCACUUAAAUAUAUUGGAGUGUUUUUUCUUCGGAUUGUUACCAGACAACUACACACCUAUGUGUAGGUAUAUAUAUACACAUGUGUAGGCAUGUGUCGGUGCUGAUGUACUUUAUACACAGGAACUUAAGUACUGCUAGUGUCUGAUCUGGCCAGGAGCUCCUCUCUGAUCAAGUGUUAUAUACUAUAAAAACACCUCUACCUUGACUAAAAUUCCUGUCUGUUGGAGUAAAACGUGGACAUUAAUGCUGGGAAGUGUCUGUUUUUAGUUGAAGUGUAUGUACUAGAUGUGAUUCACAAGCAUUUUCACCCAGUCAUGCUUUCCUCACAUGGCUGCCGCUAACAGCUGAUCCAAAGGCUAAAAAUAGCGCUCCAGUGGAAGUGGCCCAGCUGAUCUGAAGGUCAGGUGAUCUGUCUGUAUCUUAUAUGAGGUAGCUGUGAUGAUGACGUAGACGAGAUCAUGGAGACACUAUAACACUAUACUGUGCCACUGUGUAAUGUCUAUGAAGGAAGGAGUUGUGGAUUAGCAGAGUUCAUUAAUGCAGACAGUGGAAGAAAAUCCUGCAGGUACGAAACCAGCUAUGUCAGCCAAAUGCGGUGUGCGAGCGCCUACCUGUAAGGUUUGCGGGGACGAGUCGUCGGGGUAUCACUAUGGCGUCGAUUCCUGCGAGGGGUGCAAGGGUUUUUUCCGUCGCUGCAUUACACAAGGGAUGACCCAUAAGUGCUCAAAUGAUGAGAAAUGUGAGAUAACGCCUUUUACACGGAACAGCUGUCAGUACUGCCGUCUGAAAAAAUGCUUCUCAGUGGGCAUGUCCAGAGAAGCUUCAAGAUUGGGACGGCGACCAAAGCGUUUGAAAGACUCCAGUGGAGACACAAAAUCCCAAGGUUCUGGGAACCUUCCAGCCAUUGCUCCUUAUCCCCCUACUCCGUCCGAUCUGUACAAAUUGAAAAUGGCUGAGUUACAGACUCUGCUUCAACAGAAUGGCACAUUUAAGUCAGAGUUGAUGCAGGCCUUCUUGUCUGCAGCCCAGGCAAGCUUCAAGGAGCACCAACGCAACCCUUCAGCAAAUGACAACGAGGACAGCAAGAGCAAGGCUAGACCCCAAGCUGGAGGGGAAUCUGGCUACUCCAGUUUCAGCAGCCCAGGGAGUAGCAAGAGCCAUUCCCCCAUUGGCGAGUUAAACAACUCCUCGGGAGAUAUGUCAUUCAACAACAACCCUGAAAUGGCACUCGACAACAAGAACGACAUUGACUUGACAGACAUCAAUCUUGUUGAUGAAAAUAUGUUAUCAGAACUUGAGAACGCAGGCAAUUUCAAUGCAUUGAGUAUCAAGUCUGAACCUUCCAAUCAGUCGUGUAGUGGUAUGGCGAACACUGUCAGCCCGUCUCAUGAUGGAGCAAACUUUACGUCAUUGGGUUCGGAUACAAAUCUAAAUAUGGAUGUUAUGCCUCAAUUUCCCAGCAUAGAUUCCUUCCCACCUUACAUGUCUAAGGUGUUGCAAAAUACUGACAGUGAUGUUGACAUGGACCGCAUAAUGUCUAACGUCACUCCGACGCCUUCCGAGUUGAGGAAAGUACUAAUUCAGCAGGUUACCGAGAGCAUUUAUGCUGCUCACAUGGAUACGUGUAAGCCGACCAACGAGGCAGUAAGGGAAGCUAAUGCACGCAUCUCAAAUUGUAAAACGGCUAUGCCUGACCUCAGUAAACUGUCCCUGAACCCAGACAUGAUGUGGAAACAGUUCCUCCAGAACAUGGUUCCAGAGAUCACACAGGCAGUUAAAUUUUGUAAAAGAAUUCCAGGUUUCGGUGAGAUUGGUCAAGACGAUCAGAUUCUGCUGAUAAAGCAGGGUUCAUUUGAGAUACUGGCCUGUCGAAUGUGUAACCUCGUGGAUGUGGAUUCGCAAGAGAUGUUUGACCCAGAUAUGCAAAUGAAGUGUCCAAGGAAAGUGAUACAAUCAAUGCCAAUGGGAAGUUUCAUGGACGAGUUUUUCAUCGUGGCUGGAGAGUUGAACCCCAUGAAGUUAACGGAUGUAGAAACUGCACUUUUUUCCACGAUUUUGAUCAUUUGUCCUCAUCGCCUGAACCUGAAGAACGCUAAAGCUAUCGACAAACUACAAACACUGCUGCUCCAGUGCCUUUACCAGUUAAUGCUGAGUUCGCACACAGAGAAUGUGAACCAGAUGUUCAUGAAGACAAUAUCACUCGUACCAUUCUUUAGGAGACUAAACAACAAGCAUUCCGAGGUUCUCAACAGCAUGAAACUACAGGGCAUGGAACAGCAGAAGGACUUCCCGCCUCUGCAUCAGGAAGUUUUGAUGGCAAUUACUCGACAGACUAAUUCCUUGAAUCCCUAGAUCACAUAUAUUGUCACUAGUGCUCUUGACUAUGAUUUAGCAGUGUACGGUCACCUUAAUGACGGAUUCACAUUGUGCUCAACUUGACCACACAAUGGUAGCACUAGACAAAAUAGACUACCAAUGUUAAUGUCUUGUCCUGUGGUUAAUUGGUGCAGAAAUCACAGAUAAGGAUAGAUGCCUACUUGACUAGAGAGUUUCAGAGUAAACAACUUGACUACAUGGAAACGGCGUUGGAACGCUUCAUUGUUUCUGCUGUCACACCCAUGUUUGGGUCACCAGUCUCUAUACAAUGCCCUGACCGCUUUCACUUCUACUGAGCUCUGUGAGGAAAUAAUGUUUGAAGUAAUCUUUGUUUUUCUAGUGAUUUUUGUGUUGGAAUACUUACUGAACUGAAAUAAGAUGCUUCACAGCAAAAGAAUAAAAAAUAAAUGGUACACAGUGGUUUUCCCCUACUGGAGCAUACGUAGCUUCAUACUUGUCUGUAACACAUGUAUUGUUGGUGAUGAAUAUUGGACAGAAAUUGUUAAAGAAGAUUUAUCAUGUGUACCCACAUCUAAUGAUGUAUCUUUCUACAGAAAAUCAUGCCCGGUGGAUAAAGUAGACUAAUGACAUUCUGUGGAUUCCGUGCUAAAUGUUCUGAAAAUGUAAAGAAGGGUGGAGUGUCCGCAACAGAAAAUGUUUUAAAGAUGUGUACCGGACUCAAAUCCACAGUGUGAAUGAGGAUUUGGAGCUCAGGACUGUAUACCUAAGUGUAUUGAAAUAUUAGGCUGUGGCCUCUAUUCAUGUACAAGACAUAACUACACUGCUUUACCUCUGGGGGUAGGGUAGUGUUUGGAUGACGUCCCUAUUGAGAAAUGAUAGUGCUAUUAUAUAUAGUGCUAAUAAAGAAUUAUAUUGUGUGAAAUGCCCUCAAAACCGUGCGGGACAUGAUCAGUGAGCUAAUUAUAGAAUCUGGUUGGGAUUUUCUCUAUAAAGAAUUAGGAUUGAUUUGAGGUAAAUAUAUUAAAGAAAAUUUAAUGACCGGUUAAAAAGCUACAUGUGAUCAUGACAGAUUUAAAAAAACUACAACAGUCUUCAGGAGAUUUAAGUUAUAUCAAUUAUAUGUUAAAGAAUUGCUUUUAUACUGCAAUAGAAUUUCAACAUGUAUACAGUCAUAUGAGAAAUAGAAUAUCAGACUUCUUGGCUAGGAUUUUAGUUAUACUGUAGCUGUAUUUCUUACAGAAGUAUAGAAUGAUGAUUAGUGCAACCAAAAAAAUGUUUUUAUUAGCCAGAAGAUUUCUCAAUUAUUUAAUUUACUAAAUAUUAAGUUGUGAUUAUCUUCUUUCAUGGACUAAGACACUACUCUCAAGUACCUUACAUAUACAGAUACAGUUAUUAUUAAGGAACUAUAUAUUCAUGACUAUAAUUGCCAGUUAUUAUUAAGGAACUGUUCAUGAUUAUAAUUGCUAGAAAUGAAAGAACAUUGCAGUUUUAAGCAGUCCUUGGUAUGGAUGGGGGAUUGUGAUCUUUUCUUUCGUAGCAUUCAUGUUAAAUUAUUUGCGAUCAAUAUUUUUUCAGAUGAUUCACGGUUUGACAUUUGAUAUGUGGUAGGUGUUAAUGAGUGCAGUUAUACCUGGACAACAUUUUAUCAAUCAAAAUUUAAUUGAAUACAUACAUAAAGUUUUGAUAAUAUUAAUGAGAGGAUAAAGAUUGUAUUAGGAAUCAAUGCAAAUAGAUUACAAAAGACUUGACCGUUUCCAAUUAAGUCUUAAAGGGACAAUUUAGUCAAGCAUGCUUUUUAUAAUUCAGACAGAAACGAUAAAACAUAUAUAUAUCCAUGCAGACAAAAACAUUUGCGGUCAAUAAUUAUCUCUACGUAGCCAAUGUCCAUUAUGGUCAGUUUAAGUUUUGGGAAAGCCCACGUCAAAUAUAGCUAUACUCCAACUAUAGUGCAACUUGUUGCGCCCUCUGGCGGGAACAGAGUUGGUUGUAAGUGACGACACGGUAGAUCCGACGUAUACUUAUUCCUUUGGAUUUCGAUUUAACAACAUGCGUGCACGUGGCAAACAGUUGUUACAUGUAUCAUAAUUGAUAGAUUCAAUAAUGAUUUAUUGUUUUGACAAUUCAAAUCGACCAAACACAUGUUUAUUCCAGGGUCACCGAACGGGAAUUUGUGUUCAUGUAAUUGUGUACACACAUGCAUGUAUACGGCCGAUACGUAUGCAGAAAAAGAUUGUAUUUCAUUUGUGUGCGAAUGCAAACAAACGCUAACACCAAUCUAGGUGAUUUAUUUCAUCCAUGAUGUAAUCAGAACAAUAAUUAUAACAAGUACGAAUGGAAUUAUGAUACUGAAAUUUGUUCAGAACAAAAAUAUCGCACCUCAACAUUACUCCGUAGGCCGAUCUAGGUCAAGUCUCGGCAAACUCGCUCGCAACUGUAUGAACUUCUUCAUUGUUGUCGCAACCGUUCGAAAAACUCACAUCUGUUAUAUUCAUGACCUAACAGUUAUUCUCCGUAUGUUUUGUUUAUCCAUUCACUGUCUACGUUUGGUACGAGACCCGCAACCUAUAGUUAAAAUAUCCGCUAACAGCUUCAAAUGCAAACCAAUGUUGUUUACAGUCACGAGACGGGGCUGUGCUUGCACACAUGUAUACAAAGUGUGUAGAGACGACUUGCUCAUUUGCAUAUAAAUCGUAAGGUUAUACGAUUAUGAUCCCCCUUACGAUUAAUUAAAAAACGCAGUGGAAAACAUAAACUUGUAUCAAUAUAUGACCAAGGAUAAUUCAUAAGGAGAACUGAAGUACACUUUCAUGAAAUAAUUUGUGAAAUGAUAAAAAGGUAAACAAACUUGACUAAAUUGUCCCUUUAAUAUGGUAGCAAAUCACUUGUAUGGUAGCAAAUCACUUGGUUGGAUAAAAGAAACAUUACCCAAGAAACACACACAACCUAAACGUCUGUGCACAAUGAUCCAUAAUGAAAAUUUUGUAAAGAUAUUUCAGGGUAUUUAACAAAAGAUAUGUUCAGAGAUAUAAGCUGAUGAACAGUUGGCCAUGGUAUAUGUUAACAUUUCUAUUCAUGGAAAGAAGUUCAAACCAGGUUGAAAUGUGAUCUGCCCCUUCUGUCAAGUAUGGCAGGGAACUACACAUUGUAACUCCCUGUUAAAUAAUGGCAUUCAUAAAAUGAAGAUUCACAAGAAAAAAAUGUAUGUUCCUAAUCUAGCUGUUAUGUCAUUUGGAAUCAGUAAUAGGCCUUUAGUGUUGAAAUGGGAAAUGGGUAGGGGUGGGGGUGGG